AUGCCUAGUAAAAGACUGGAUAUACAGUCAGUCAUGAAGCCUUAUUUAAUGACCAUUUCCAUCCUUCUGAUCCUGGUUCAUAAGACUCCAGGUGGCCUGUUCAGAUCCUUCUACGGCAAGAGCCAAGAAGAGCCUUGGAAUCCAUGCCAGCUAUAUGACGGCAUGUGCCGAAAUGCCUGCAGAAAAUAUGAAAUCCAAUACUUAGGCUGUCUGAACGAUCAAAAGUGCUGCCUGAAAUUUUCUAUGAAAAUAGCCAGUUCUAACAAUGUAAAGAAUGGUUAUGACUCCAACUCCAACUUAUCACUUAGAAACCCUUCAAGCCACUCGUAA
Messenger RNA from Camelus dromedarius (Arabian camel), 330 nucleotides. RefSeq names its product beta-defensin 116. Gene Ontology annotation, cellular component: extracellular region. Gene Ontology annotation, biological process: innate immune response. The record is from RefSeq and is a predicted model, not a curated record. The coding region runs from base 1 to 330 and encodes 109 amino acids. The transcript is spliced from 3 exons. Lineage: Eukaryota; Metazoa; Chordata; Mammalia; Artiodactyla; Camelidae.